Messenger RNA from Mangifera indica (mango), 2062 nucleotides. Its product is annotated as DEAD-box ATP-dependent RNA helicase 16-like. The transcript is spliced from 15 exons. The record is from RefSeq and is a predicted model, not a curated record. Gene Ontology annotation, molecular function: nucleic acid binding; RNA helicase activity; ATP binding. The coding region runs from base 108 to 1937 and encodes 609 amino acids. Gene Ontology annotation, cellular component: nucleolus. Lineage: Eukaryota; Viridiplantae; Streptophyta; Magnoliopsida; Sapindales; Anacardiaceae.
UAAGUCACUCUGUGCCCUUCUAAAACCCUAAUUACUGGCCCCAACUCCUAUCGACUACUCUUCAAAAGCCAGGUUUUUGUUUUUGCAGAGAAUAUUUCCAAAUUUCUAUGGCUAAAAAUAAAGAAAAACCAUCAAGGGAAAUUCAACAAGAAGAAGAUGAACAAAUGGAACAAUCAGGAGAAGAAGAGGAGAAGAGCUUUGACGAGCUUGGUUUAGACCUCCGUCUAGUUCACGCACUAAGGAAAAAGGCCAUUGAGAAACCGACCCCAAUUCAAGAAGUUGCCAUCCCUCUCAUUCUAGAAGGCAAGGACGUGGUUGCGCGGGCUAAAACGGGUUCUGGGAAGACUUUUGCUUACCUUCUUCCUUUACUUCACAGGCUAUUCAAUGAGUCUUUAUCCAAGAGCAAGCUUGGCCCAGCCGCGUUAAUUCUCGUCCCAACCCGGGAAUUGAGCCAGCAGGUUUAUUCGGAGAUUAUAUCACUUAUUGAGCUUUGUAAGGGUCAAGUUCAAUUGAAAGUUGUGCAGUUGACUAGUAGCAUGCCUGCCUCUGAUUUGCGGGCUGCAUUGGCUGGACUGCCUGAUGUUGUGGUUUCUACUCCUGGUUGCAUACCAAAAUGUUUAUCUACUGGUGCACUUCAAUCCAAAUCUUUUAGUGAUUCACUAAAAAUUCUUGUUCUUGAUGAGGCAGAUCUUUUGUUGUCAUAUGGCUAUGAAGAUGAUCUGAAAGCUCUAACAGCUCUUGUGCCAAGAGGCUGCCAGUGUCUUCUUAUGUCUGCUACUUCAAGUUCUGAUAUUGAAAAACUAAAGAAGUUGAUUCUACACAAUCCCUUCAUUUUGACCUUGCCAGAAGUUAGAGAUGUUAAAGAUGAUAUUAUCCCCAAAAAUGUUCAACAAUUUUGGAUUUCAUGCAGUGAAAAUGAUAAGUUGCUUUACAUCCUUGCCCUUUUGAAGUUAGAGUUAAUUCAGAAAAAAGCUCUGAUAUUCACUAAUACAAUUGACAUGGGAUUCAGACUGAAACUAUUUUUGGAAAAGUUUGGUAUCAGGUCUGCUAUAUUGAAUGCUGAGCUACCUCAGAAUUCUCGUCUUCAUAUCCUUGAGGGAUUUAACGCUGGGCUUUUUGAUUAUUUGAUUGCAACUGAUGAUAGCCAAACAAAAGAUAAGGAGCAAGCUGACAGUGGUGGUCAUGCUGACUCAAGGAAAUCUAGAAAGAAUGCCAAGCCAAAAUUAGAUUCUGAAUUUGGUGUAGUGAGGGGAAUUGACUUCAAAAAUGUACACACGGUUAUAAAUUUUGAAAUGCCUCAAAAUGCAGCAGGAUACGUUCAUCGAAUUGGACGUACUGGAAGAGCCUACAAUACUGGUGCUUCAGUUUCUCUGGUUUCUCCUAAUGAGACGGAAGUCUUUGAAGAAAUUAAAUCGUUUGUGGGUGAUGAUGAUAACAAGGAGUCAAAUAUUAUUGCACCAUUUCCUUUGCUCACUAAGAAUGCAGUGGAAUCUUUACGAUACAGAGCUGAGGAUGUUUCUAAGAGUGUGACAAAAGUUGCCAUCAGAGAAUCACGAGCUCAGGAUUUAAGAAAUGAAAUUAUCAACUCCGAAAAGUUAAAGGCUCAUUUUGAAGUUAAUCCAAAGGACUUAGAUCUGUUAAAACAUGACAAGGUCCUGAGCAAGAAGCCCCCUGCUCCUCACCUACGCGAUGUGCCUGACUACCUUUUAGACCCAACUACUCAAGAAGCCCGCAAAAUGGUCAAAUUGGCAAGAGCUGUGAUGGGAAAUAGUAACCCUUCUCGUCGCCAGGGAUCUAAGAGAAAAUCUAGAAAAAAUGGCGAUCCUCUCAAGACUUUCUCGGCUGAGGGACCAAAGAGAGCUCAUAAAGGUGGGAUGAAGAAAGAGGGAAGAGAUGGUAAUGAUACUCCUAAACAUAAAAAGAUAAAAUCAGUCUGAUUUGCUUUCCGUCCAUUCAUUUUUUAUUAUUAAAUCUGGGGUGACAAGUGACAAUCAACCCCUGCAGUUUUGUACCAACCAAUCUGUUUCAAACCAAUUUUUAUUUCAUUCUAUUUUUUUGUUUA